AUGCCCAGACAGUUCUACAUUCGGGACGCUCGCGCGUCGUUUGGCGAUGCUCAGUUCAUUAUUGACGCAUUCGACUCAACAUUGCCUCACCUUGCUGCUGCUGGAAACUCUGGACAAUGGGGAACAAAACCACUCUCCAAAAAGGAAGGAUUUAUACAAGGAAUACAUGAUACUGUUGCGAAGUCAGAGAACUUCCUAGAGUCGGGAAAUGGAGACCCAGUGAGGGUUUUCAUUGCCGAGACUGAGGAUGAUCAAUCUGGAGCGGAACCUCUCAGAGACGAUGGACUAUCCAGAAGGUUGGACAAGAAUGGAAAAGUCCUUGUGUCUGUUGGAUUCGUCAAGAUUCUCAAUGAACAGUUCGUGGGCUAUCUCAAGGCAUCGGAAAGUUUGAAGGAUGUUGUCACACCCGCGAUGGAGAAGGGCAAGUUUGUCUUUCUGCAGUACCUCGUCACCGACCACCGAGCUGGUGAUCAACGGCGAGGAGCUGGGGCUGCUCUUCUCCAGAAGGUGAAAGAGUAUACCGCUGAGCACAGUUGGAAGACCGUUUGGAUUGACUGUUGGGAUGGGGGUAAUGGACAGUUGGUACAAUACUAUGUCGAUCGAGGAUUCCAGAUUGUGGGCAGCUUUGAGGAUAGUGACGAGACAGACGAGACACCGUGGAAAGGCAAACUUCUUUACACAGACCUGAUAUAA
Fusarium sp. VM40 is the source of this 693-nucleotide messenger RNA. Lineage: Eukaryota; Fungi; Ascomycota; Sordariomycetes; Hypocreales; Nectriaceae. The record is from the annotation of a GenBank genome assembly.